AUGCCUCUUCCAGAAGACCCAGAGCUAUUGAAGCUCUCUGACGAACUCGUCAAAACCAUCCGUGAGACAUUCGAUACGCCCCAGAAUUACAGACCUGUCCACGCAAAAGGCCAGCUCGUCAAGGGCCCCUUUACACCAAGCAAAGACGCUUCCAAGCUCUCUAAAGCCCCCAUCUUCACCAACCCGUCGACUCCCCUAGUCAUGCGAUACAGCACGGACACGGGCUUCAAGAACUUGCCGGACAAUGGCGAGAAUGGAUCCCGCGGCUUCGCAAUCCGUUUUGUUCUGUCUGACGACGGCCACAAGCACUACGAUAUCAUCACCAACAAUGCUUUUGGUUUCGUUGUGAGCACUGGCGAAGGCUUCUUAGACCAGUUCAAAGCAAUGCGGGACAACAAAAUGGAAGACUUCCUCAACAACUAUCCACAUGCAAGGUACUUCAUGGAGAACCAAUCCCCAGCUCACUCCUACUCGUUCGCUACCGAGCAGUGGCAUAGCAUCCAUGCUUUCAAGUUCACCAACGACAAGGGCGAGGAAAGGUAUUUCCGCUGGAGACUUGUUCCCUGGCAAGGUGUCAUGAAGCACAGCAAAGCCGACGCCGCCAAGCAGAGCAAGAACUACCAAUUCGACGAUCUGUAA
Messenger RNA from Zasmidium cellare ATCC 36951, 639 nucleotides. RefSeq lists its product as uncharacterized. Gene Ontology annotation, cellular component: cytoplasm. NCBI's taxonomy places the organism in Eukaryota, Fungi, Ascomycota, Dothideomycetes, Mycosphaerellales, Mycosphaerellaceae. Gene Ontology annotation, biological process: hydrogen peroxide catabolic process; response to hydrogen peroxide. Bases 1 to 639 code for a protein of 212 amino acids. The record is from RefSeq and is a predicted model, not a curated record. Gene Ontology annotation, molecular function: catalase activity; heme binding. The transcript has 2 exons.